AUGAAAAAUAUUAAUGAUUUUACUAAUGAAUCUGAUAAUAACAAAGAUUCUGAAAACGUGAAAUUAGUAAUAGAAAAGAACCAAGUAAACGGAAAUAAUGAAUUAAAGAAUAAUAGGUUAAAAGAUGAUGAAUUAUUAGAUAAUGAAAUAGAAAAAGGAUUAAAAAAUGAUUUUAAUGAAAAUUCGAAAAAUAUCACUAAUAUAAAUUUUUUUACGAAUAAAGAUUCAUCUAAAAUAGAAUGUUCUAAAAUGAAUGAAAAUGAUGAAAGAAUAUAUGAAUAUUCAUCAUAUAUAAAAAGUGAAAAAUGUCAAAAAGAAGAAAACGAUCAGGAAAAAAAAACUGAAAUAAAUAAAAAGUCAUUCUUACAGGUAAGUGAUAAAGAUCGUUACGAGUUUUUGAAAUAUAGAAAUUAUUUUUUUAUAGAAAAUAAAAAUCAUCUGGAUAUAUAUUUUGAAGCAAAAAACGUGUUAAAAAAUACAAAUCCUUCUUUAUUAUAUUUGUUAAAAAAUAUUUCUUUAUUAUCUCAUGUUAUUUAUUUCCAUGAAGUAAGAGAACAAAAAUUAUUGACAUCUGCUGAUAUAGAGAAUGUAACUAAUAUAUUAUAUAAGAAUGAAGACAAUUAUUCUGAUAAUUACACCGUUGUAUAUAACUGUUUAAUAUUUUUACUAGAAAUAAUUAAGUUAAGUUCUCAUAAUGGUGUUAAAAAUUAUGUAUACUAUCAUCUUUUAAGAAAUUUUAAUAAAAUUCAAAUACUUUUUUUUGACGAUUUUUGCUUUAAAAAAAUAAAAAAUAGAGAAAAUUUUUAUAUAAUUAGAAAAAAUGAAGCAAUAUUUAUUAAUGAUUAUAUUACAUUAGACAUUAUAAAGAUUUUGAAUCAAGAAAAUAAGUUAGUAAGAAUUUAUGGAUUAAAAUUAUGCUUUAUUUUUAUUAAAAAAGUUAGCCAAUGUAAUUACAUAAUUAAUCUUAUUUUAAAUAUCAUUUUUCAGGAGAUGAACUUUGAUGAAUUUUAUUAUGCUUUUCAUAUUUUUAUUGAAUUACUUAAUUUUUUAAGUCAUGAUGUUAUAUAUCAUAUUGUUAAAAAAUUUUAUAAUAGUUUAGUAAAUAAGGAUAAAAAAGGUAUUAAUUAUUAUUUAAAAUACAUAAAGGAAAAAGAAUCAUAUAGAAAUGUACCAAAUGCACUUUUUCAAAAAUCAGACGAUGAUGAAUCUAAUGACAAAAGACACAAAAAUAUUUACGAAAAAGGGGGUAUUCAUUAUUUAGAAAAAAAUAAUAAAAAUGAAUAUAAUCAACUUGUUUAUUCUUUGAAUGAAUAUAACAAUAACAUAAAUAAAAUAUAUGAUAAUAAUCAAAAUAAACCAAGAAAUAUGACAAAUAAACAUGUUACAAAUGAAAAAAUAGAUAAAAAAAAUUUUUUUACAAAGAACCAUAUAAAAAGUAAUAAUAAAAAUGUUAAUACAGAAGAUAAUACAAAAUACGAAGAAAAAAAUUGGGAAUAUAAAAAAAAAAAACAUUUGUUAAAUAUUUUAAGUAAUCAUUUUGUUUAUUCUAAAUGUAUUUUUUUAAGUAAAAUAGCUAUUAAAUUAAAUAAAUUUGUUCCAUAUUUAAGUUAUUUUCUAUUCAGAAAGAUGUGGAAUUUAAUUAAUAGUUUUUUUGAAUUUGACUACUUACAUGAUGAUGAAAAUAUAAUUAUAAAUAUCUUAGAUAACUAUUUUUAUGGCACAACCGUAUUAAGUUGCAAAAAUGUAUGUUUAACCAGUUUACAAAUUAUUAUAAUUAAACUUUUAUUAAAUAUACCCCAUACAUACUUAAUGAAAAAAAGAAAUAUAUCCUAUUUUGCUUUAAGAAGUUUAUUAUUUUUAAUGAAAAAAAAAAAAAUUUUUGUUUCCAUUGAUAAUUUAGAAUUAGCAAAAAAAAAUAUUGUUAACAAUUAUUUUUUUGUUAAAUAUUUUUCCUUUAUAUCUACUAUUCAGUAUUAUGAGUUAUUAAAUUGGCUGAAUUAUUUGCAAUUAAGUAAUAAUCCUUCCUUAUUAUUAUUUAUUAAGGUAGUAUAUAAAUUUUUUAAAAUUAAAAAUGAGAUUUAUGGAGAUUUUACAGAGAAUAAUAAUACUUCACCAGAAGGUAGCAAAAAUAAUAAAUAUGAUAUAAAUAAAAGUAAUAUAGAUAACAUUAAGAAUGAUUUUUUUAGUUUAAAUGGGACAUAUUUUGAUUCAUUUAUAAACAGUUUUUUAAGUAUUUUGGAAAAACAUAAUUUAACUGAUAAAGGAUUUAAUAAUAAUGAACAAAAUGUGAGUAACGAAAAAUUAAAAUCGCCUAAUUUCAUAAAAAAUGAAAACACUAAUAUAACAAAAAAUGAAGAUGAAUUAGGGAGAUUAAAUAGCAAAGAAGAAAGGGAUAUUGACAUAAAAAGAGAAUAUUCUUCUAUUGAUGAAAAUGAAAAUAAUAGUUUAGAUGAAAAUCAAAAAGGAAACUUUAAUUUUACCAUAAGCAUUAGUGAUGAAGCUAAUGAAAACGAACAGCAAGACGAAUUAAUUAAUAAUACAAGUGAUAAUGGGAGUAGAAUAGAAAAUAUUGAUUUUUUUUUUGAAAAUUUCAUUCAUUUGGCAAAAGAAAAAGAAAAAAAUAAUGAUAUUAAUAUAAAAAAUUUAAAUAUAACUUUGAAUAUAAAAAAAAAAAAGAACAUAAAUGAUAGAGAAAAUAAAAAAAGCUACCUAAGUAUUAAAAAAAAAAAAAAAAAAAAAAAAAAAAAAUCACAUUGCUUAUCAGAAAAUUAUGUUGAUUAUAAUAACAGUAUGAACAGUACAUAUAAUUAUAAUAUUUGUAAUAAUAAUUAUAUUAAUUAUCAUAAUAUUAAUGCUAAUAGUAAUGUGUGUAUUAACAACAAUAAAAGUAAUGAUAUUAGUAAUAAUAAUUAUGAGAAUAUUAAUAAUAUUAAUAAUGAAGAAUAUGUAAAUAAUAAUGAUAAUAAUAAUGACAAUAAUAAAUAUAUUAAUAACAAAGAUAUUAAUGGUAGAUAUGACAGUAAUAAUAAUUAUAACAUUUUUAAUGAACCAAAUAAGGUAGACAAUAUGUUUAGUCAUAAUAAAAUUUAUACAAAUAAUUGCCAUUAUUGGGAUAUUUACAAUAAAACUAAUAACAGAAAAAGUAAUAUAAAUAAAAACAUAUAUAAUAGUUCUAUAAAUAGUUCAAUAAGAGAUGAAAAUUCAAGAAGUGAUGUUAUAAGUGAAAUAAGUAAUGAAAAUUAUUUUUCAAAAGAUGAUAUGACUGAUUUAGCAAUUGAAAAUGAAAGAGAGAAUGUUAAUAAAGCAAACAGGGAGUGUAUAUUUCAUUGUUGCAGCAUUUUAAAAAAAAAUAAAAUAAAAUUAUAUAAUUUAAUUAAUGAAGAUAUUAUAGAUUCUGAUAUUUUUAAAGAUACUUUAUUUAUUAAGUUUAAAAAAGAAUUUUUAAAAAAAGAGAAAAAAUAUGUUACAAUGGAUGGAAAAUAUUCUUUUAGUAAAUUUUCUAAUCAGAAAAGUUCAUUAAAAAAAAAUAUAUCAAAUGAUUUUAUUAUGGAAAGAAUAAUCUUUAUAAAAAUUUUAUUUUUUUUGUAUAAAAAUAGUAUUAUUUUAUUAAUUAAAUUAAAUAUACUGAAAGUUUUAUCUAUACUAUCUGAUUAUUUAAUAUUUGAAGAAGAUAUAGAAAAUUUUUUAAGAAUAAUUAAUUAUUUUAUUAUAAAUUUUUUGAGUAACAAAAAAAUGUUAAAUGAAAAUGUUCCUUCUUAUAACAUUUAUGAUUAUGAAAAAAAUACGUUGUCCGAAACGAAUAAAAUUGAAUGUGGAGAUAUUAUUAAUAAUAUCAUUUAUUUAAAUACCAAAAAAAAAACAGAAGUAAACAAAAAUAAUUUUAAUAAGUACCCAUCUUAUAAUUCUGAUUCUUCAAAAAGCGGAAGUAUAAUUAUGUCAUCAGAUUCUUCUUUAAAUAAAGACAAAAAUUUUGAUAUUUAUAUAAAUAAUAUAUUUAAUAUUAAGUAUAACAUUAUAAGCAAUCAAAAGGAAAUCUUGUAUUAUAAUCAAAAUACCUUAAGAAAAUAUAUACGUAUAUAUUUAUUAGAUGUAAUAGAUAAAUUACUAUAUAAGAAAAAUAACCUUAUUUUAAAUUCUCUUUUUCAUUUAUUUUAUACUAAUAACUUUAUUCUCUUUUUUGAUUUAUUCCUUAUUUCAAAUAAAGAAAAGAUAAUUGAAGUUUUAAAUGAUCCUUUUUUUUAUUUAAUAAAUAAAAAAAGUAAUGAUAAGAGUAAUAAUAAUUUAAAUGAAAACAAUAUUGAUAUUGAUAUUGAUAUUAAUGCUAAUAAAAAAGAGGAAUGUAGUAAAAUAAUAAAUUAUAAUAUUAAUAACAAUCUUGAUAAUUUUUAUUUAAUAAAAAGGAGAAAAUUUUUUCAGUUUUUUCAAUUUGAUCAAAUUAGUUAUAGAAAUGUAAAACUUCUUUUUUAUUUUUCUUUUUUUAAUUUUGUUAAAGAUAGAAAUAUUAUGAAUCAGUUCAGAAAAAAAGUUAUAAUUUUUUUGAACAUUCUGAAUAAUAUUUUUCAUUUUAAAAGAAAAAAAUAUAUACACUGUUUUUUAAAAAAAAAAAAGAGGAAGAAUAAAAGAUAUGAUAAAAAAAAAAUUAAAUAUGUUGAUAAUCCAAAUAUAGUAACUAAAAAUGAAUACGAUAAUAAAAAAAAAGAAAAGGAAAAUCAAAUGGAUAAAAAUGAACUUUCAUUACAUUAUUCUCAUUUUUCACAAAUUAAUUCUUAUAGCAAUAAUAAUAAUAACUUAAUGGAUAAAAAAAAUAAUACAUUACCGUUUAAUCAAUUAGGUCAUAAUUAUUUAUAUUCUAAUUCUUCUUCCGAUUAUUCUACUUCAUCAAUAUCAACAUUAUCUUUGUCACAAUCAUCUUCAUCUAACUCUUUUAAUGAAUCAGUAGAUUCAUCGUAUAGUGAUUCUAUUUCAUCUAUAUCAAAUAAAUCAAUAAAAAAUAAAUUAAAAAAAAUUUACGAAAAUUUACAUAAUGAAGAAAAAAAUGUAUAUGAAAAAAUUAAAAUAAAAAAUUUAAGAAAAGAUGAUAACUCUUAUUUUUAUAUAUAUAAAGUUGGGUUAUUUUGUAUUACUUCAGGCUUUUAUAAGUAUUCCUAUAAAAUAUUUGAGAAAUUAUACUACCUAAUAACAAAUAGAGACAUAAAAUUGUGGUGCAAAUGUUUAUUAAAUUACUCUAAUUUUUAUAAUGUAAAAAAACAAAAAAAUAAUAAUAAAAAAUAUUAUAAUCCUAUAAAUUUUUUAAAUAUGUCUGAGCAGUGUAUAAAACAAAUGUUUAAUUAUAAAGAUAAUUUUUUUCAUAUGUUAAUAUUUUUAGAGAUAAAAGUCAACUUAUAUAAAGCAAUCGAAAAUUUGAUAAUUCUUAUAAAUGAUAUCAAAAAUGAAAUAAAUUUUACCAUUAAAUAUUUUUCCUAUAAUAUUGAAAAAUUUAUUUCAUCAUUAAAAAAUAUAAUGAUAGCUAUAUUAAUAUUUUUAAAUUUUAAGUAUAUAUUUUCUUCUAUAUCAAAAAAAAUAUUAAUCAUAUAUAUUAUUUUAAUUAAAUCUUUGUUUAUAUUAUGUAACUUUUUGAAAAAUAAAGUUAUUCCAUAUUUAUUUUUAAAUUCUUCCUUUUUAGUAAACAUUUUUGUUGAUGAAUAUUCCGAUGAAGAGAAUGAAAAUGAUUUAUCAGAUGGGUUAGAUCAAGGAAUUUCUAAUUUUAUAAGAUUUUAUCUUCAAAAGAAAAAAGAAAAAAAAUUAAGAAAAACUAUUUUUACAAAGGAAUUAAAAAACACAGAAGGAAAAUUAUUUAAUGAAAUUUUUGAUUACAUAAUAACAAUGUUGAAAAUAAAUACAGAGGAUUUUUUUUUUUAUGAUUAUAUAGAAAAUUUAAUUGAAAUUUAUCAUAAUUUAUUUAAAGACAAUAUUAUAAAUAAGAAAAAAAUUAUAAAUUAUAUAUAUAUUUAUUUAUUAGUCAUAUAUAAAAUUAAUUAUCCAACUCCCCCUCGUGUUUUAUCAUCAGCACCUAUUCCAUUUGUAUCCAGCUCUACUUACAUAUAUAAAUCAAAUAGAGGAAAAGGAUUCUAUGAAGUAGAAUCAGUAAAAUGCAUAGGAGAGUUAAAAAAUGCAAAGAAACAAGUAAUAAAAGAUUUUUAUUAUUGUAAUAUAAAAUUAAUUUUUAAAAAUAAAAUCAUGAGAGACAUAAAUGUAAGAAGUCAAGGAAUUCAUGUUUUAUAUACUUUUCAUAUAAAAAUAGAAAAUGAUGACUUGAAAUAUUUUAAUAUUUUUUUAAUACCACUUGAUAAGUAUAAGAAGUUACUUGGACAAGCGAAGCCAACCUCUUUUUUUUUUAAAUAUAUUUAA
Messenger RNA from Plasmodium gallinaceum, 6387 nucleotides. Its product is annotated as conserved Plasmodium membrane protein, unknown function. NCBI's taxonomy places the organism in Eukaryota, Apicomplexa, Aconoidasida, Haemosporida, Plasmodiidae. The transcript has 4 exons. Bases 1 to 6387 code for a protein of 2128 amino acids. The record is from RefSeq and is a predicted model, not a curated record.